Aspergillus japonicus CBS 114.51 is the source of this 3948-nucleotide messenger RNA. RefSeq names its product putative ABC transporter. Lineage: Eukaryota; Fungi; Ascomycota; Eurotiomycetes; Eurotiales; Aspergillaceae. The coding region runs from base 1 to 3948 and encodes 1315 amino acids. The transcript has 15 exons. Gene Ontology annotation, molecular function: ABC-type transporter activity; ATP hydrolysis activity; ATP binding. Gene Ontology annotation, biological process: transmembrane transport. The record is from RefSeq and is a predicted model, not a curated record. Gene Ontology annotation, cellular component: membrane.
AUGCCUGACGAGUCAAAUGGCAAUAUCUCACAUGUGAUCUUUACUCGCUGUGGUCUGCACACGACGCUUCUCAUUAUCGAGCUCUGCACCCCUCGAUGUUCAAUUUUGGACGGUGUGACCAAAGAGCAAUCCCCAGAGGAAUGCCGCGGUCUCGUCAGCAGGACCUUGUUUCUAUGGAUCAAUCCUAUCCUUCUCCAAGGAUACAGGAGCAUUCUCAGCCAGGAAAAUGUGCCACCACUGCGUCAAGAUAUACACCCAGCAAUUACACGGGAAUCAAUACUGGAAACAUGGUCUCAGCGUGUCAAACCCGAGAUAAAGCGGACAUUGCCAAUGGCUCUGUACCAAUGCCUAAAAAGACCCUUCCUCGCAGCUGUUGUUCCACGACUAUUUCUCCUUGCCUUUCGCUACUCUCAGCCGAUAUUGAUAAAAGAGUGUAUCCGAUACGUCAAUUCAGGCUUUACAGGCAGUGGCAGUGGGCGCGGGGCUGUGCUCAUUGUGUCUGCCCUUGCGAUCUAUGGUGGUCUCGCUCUCUCGACCGCUAUAUACAGACACCGCAUCAACCAAUUGAAACUCAUGACGAACAGCGCGCUGGUAAGCCUAAUCUACGACAAAACCAUGAAGUCGCCCAGCAUCACUUACAACAACGGCGAGGCAACCACGCUCAUGAGCACCGACGCGGACAGUCUCGAUGGCAUCGCGGAGAUGGUUCAUGAAACAUGGGCUCAGGUUGUCGAGGUGUUGAUCGGGAUCGGGCUUCUGGCCAGCCAAGUCGGCUGGAUCUGGCCCCUGCCUCUUUUUCUUAUAUACCUCUGUUCGCACAUGAGCCGAUUCGUCGCAAAGCACCUGCAGCCGCGGCAAAAGGCCUGGAAUUCAGCGACGCAGCAACGGAUAGGCGCUACCGGCUCUCUACUGAGUGCGAUGAAAGGAGUGAAGAUGCUUGGGAUUCAACACAAUUUGACCGAUCGCAUUCAGCAGUUGCGAGAGGAAGAGCUACUGGCUGCUUCAAAGCUGCGUUGGGUUAUGGUAUACUACAAUGCAUCAGCCAAUGCCCUUGGAAUCUUCUCCCCGGCCAUCACCGUGGUAAUUUAUGCUCUCAUCGCGGUUGCUCGCGGGGGCAUGCUGGAUACUGAGACGGCAUUCACCACCAUGGCCAUCCUGAGCAUGGUCACACAUCCUGCCAAUAUGGUCAUGACGAUUGUUCCGCGUGCAGUAGCUGCUUUCGCUGGCUUUGAGAGGAUCCAAGCAUUUCUCUUGCGUGAAGACCUACCAUUCAAUCGUGCGAUACUAGCAAAGGGAACCCAUGAUAGAUUCUCCGGGGAUCGGGUCACUGGCGAGAUAUCAGAGCCAGCCGACCUUAUACAAAUCAGUCAGCUGCGUAUCGGCGAUGAGCACCCGGUAUUAGAAAGCAUUACCCUCGACAUAGCGAAGGGAUCCUUUGUGAUCGUCUCCGGCCCAACGGGCAGUGGCAAGACGAGUCUACUGCGCGCCAUACUGGGAGAAAUUGUCCCUGCCCAUGGCUCGAUCAAUGUGUCCACGCCAAAAGUAGCCUAUUGUGCGCAGAAGCCGUGGCUACCUAACACGACAAUCAAAAAGGCAAUUUACGGUGCUACGGUGGCGAAGACGCGGGAAAGUGAGAAGUGGUAUCAUGAGGUCACAGAAAUGUGCUGUCUGACCCAUGACUUCAGCUCCCUUCCUGAUGGAGAUCAGACUGUGUGUGGCAGUGGUGGGCUGAAUCUGUCGGGUGGACAGAGACAACGAGUGGCACUUGCACGGGCUCUCUUUGCCAAAUGCGAUCUACUCCUACUUGACGACACUUUCAGCGGCCUUGAUGGUGACACGGAACAGAAGGUCUUUGACAACAUUUUUGGGCCCGACGGACCUGUUCGAACUCUGAAUACUACUGCUGUUCUUGUCUCAAACUCAGCUCAGUACUUCCAAUCUGCGGAUUACAUCGUGGUUCUCGGCGAGCAUCGAAUCGUAGACCAGGGACGCUGGGAAGAUCUGAAAAUCAAAGCUGCAUCCAUCGAGAAGUUCUCAGGCAGUCAACACACGCCGAAUAAUGCUGUUCUGACCGCCAAGUACGAGACGCUUGGCGCUCAACUGCGAGCCAAAGACGAGACUGAAAUGGAUCUUGCAAGGCAGACGGGGGAUCCCGCUCUCUACGCAUACUAUCUGAGAUCCAUCGAUAUCAUCAAUCUCAUUCUUCUAAUUACCACGAGCGCAUCAUACAGUAUCUUCAUUACGAUCCCGCAGUACUGGCUGCGACUGUGGACCGAGUCCAAUGGCAGAAACACCGUGUUUUAUGUGGGUGGAUUUCUGUUUCUGUCGACUAUCUCGUGGAUGUCAACUAGUGUCAUGAUGGGAAUCCUUGUUAUUCGGAUUGCACCGCAGUCUGGGAAACGACUGCAUCAGCGUCUUCUAGAUAUAGUCGCAAAUGCACCUUUGUCCUAUUUCUCCCAGACCGACAACGGUUCAACCUUGAACAGAUUUAGCCAAGACAUCCAGCUGAUCGACAAGCAACUCCCCACAGCCUUUCAGACUGUCAUGACUCAGAUUUUCAAACUCCUGAUGCAAAUCGCCCUCUUGUGCAUCGCCGACAAAUGGCUCGCGGUAUCCCUCCCAGCCUGCGGGCUUCUUGUCUACUUCGUACAGAAAGUCUACCUCCGAACCUCACGACAACUCCGCUUGUUGGAGCUGGAAUCGCGUGCGGGCGUCUUCUCCAGCUUUCUGGAAUCAAUCGACGGGCUCGAAACCAUCCGCGCGUACGGUUGGACCUACGCUGCCAUUCGCGACAAUAUCCAGCACCUGGACCACGCACAGCGGCCGGAGUACCUUCUACUGUGUCUGCGGCGGUGGCUGAGUCUGGUCCUGGAUUUUUUGGCUGCUGCCCUGGCCACGAUCGUGGUGGCUACGGCGGUCGCAUGGCGCGGACAAGUAAGCGGCGCGCAAGUGGGCAUCGCGCUGAACGUGAUGCUCGUGACCAACACCACCCUGCUCAGUCUGGUGGUCAGCUGGACCAAUCUGGAGACCUCUCUGGGUGCGAUCGCGAGACUGAAAUCGCUGGAGGAGUUCACCCCGACCGAGGGCGGAAAUGCUGGGAGCCUUGAUCCUCCGCCCAACUGGCCUUCCAAAGGAGAGAUUGAGUUCGACAAUGUCACCGUAUCCUAUCACGGCCAAUCCGACGCCUUUGCUCUCCGGAACCUGAGUCUCAGGAUUAAUGCCGGCCAGAAACUCGUGAUCUGCGGUCGGACAGGGAGGCGAAGCACAUUGAUCCUCACCCUCCUGCGCCUCCUGGAGCUGCAAUCCGGCACAAUCAAAGUUGAUGGCCUCAACAUCAGACAGGUGAGACUCGACCUCCUCCGUCAGCGCGGCUUCAUCGCCGUCUCGCAGGACGCCCGACUCUUCCCCCACGAGACGCUACGCUUCAACCUCGACCCCGACUCCGCCGCAUCAGACGAGAUGAUUGCUUUUGCAUUGGGAAAAGCGGGACUGUGGAAACACUUUUCCGCAGUCGAGGCGCUAGGCGCAGACGACUCCUUGGCCACUGUGAUCGACAUCCCUGGACACGGUGUCGAACACCCUGUUCUGAACAGAAAAGUCUCCUCGUUCCCGGAGCUUUCCGUCGGACAGUGCCAGCUAUUCGCGGUGUGCCGCGCGCUGAUCAAGGCGCGAGUGCAGCGGGGAUGUGGUGUCACACCCGUGGUGGUGCUGGACGAGGUCACUUCGUCGCUUGAUGCGGAGACGGAGGCGACAAUCCACCGGAUUAUCGACGAGGAGUUUACGCAGGAGGGGCAUACUGUUAUCGUGGUUGCUCAUAGAGUUGAGGGGUUGGUGGAGCAACUCACCCCAGGGCGGGAUACUGUUGCGGUCAUGGCAGAUGGAAGAUUAGUGGAUGUCGUUGAGCAUUUCAAUCCCGCGGAUUUCUCGAAGCUCGGACGGUUGGAGUAA